CCGGGGCCGGGAAGGGAGGGUGCGGCCAUGGCGCAGCCCCGGGUGCUGCCGCAGAGCAAGGAGACCCUGCUGCAGUCCUACAACAAACGCCUCAAGGAUGAUGUCAAAUCCAUCAUGGACAACUUCACCGAGAUCAUCAAGACGGCCAAGAUUGAGGAUGAAACUCAAGUUGCUCGAGCAACCCAGGGUGAACAAGAUAACUACGAGAUGCACGUCAGAGCUGCAAAUAUUGUCCGAGCUGGUGAGUCCCUGAUGAAACUUGUGUCUGACCUGAAGCAGUUCUUGAUCCUCAACGAUUUCCCCUCUGUGAACGAGGCCAUCAACCAGCGCAACCAGCAGCUGAGGAGCCUGCAGGAGGAGUGUGACAAGAAGCUGAUUGCCCUGAGGGAUGAGAUCUCCAUUGACCUGUACGAGCUAGAAGAAGAAUAUUACUCUUCCAGAUACCCUACAGGGUUUAAACAUACUGGUGAAGGAGAUGUUCACAGCAUCCCAGGUUUGAUAGAGACCAGCCUGCUGAGCUGGGUCCUGAUGCCAGCUGGUGUCACCUCACCUUGGUGCUACAGUCUGUGUGACAGCAAUGAUCUCCCACUGUGCGAAGCCUACUGGAGACAAGACUUUGCCACGCUGUCCCCCGAGAGCCUCUCGAUGCCCCUGGCAGCCGCCACAGCCGAGCAGAGCGUUGCCACCUCGCAGAGUUCCACCCCUUCGCACCCGCACGUCAACGGGCACGGGGCGGGCCCCGCCGAGCAUUCCUGAGGAGGAUCCGCUGCUGCCGGCCGUGGUUCAUCCGGGGAUGGCCCCGCCGAGCAUUCCUGAAGAGGAUCCGCUGCUGCCGGCCGCGGUUCAUCCCGGGAUGGCCCUGCCGAGCAUUCCUGAGGAGGAUCCGCUGCUGCCGGCCGCGGUUCAUCCGGGGAUGGCCCCGCCGAGCAUUCCUGGAGAGGAUCCGCUGCUGCCGGCCGCGGUUCAUCCGGGGAUGGCCCCGCCGAGCGUUCCUGCCCAGGAUCCGCGGUUCAGCCGGGCAUGGCCCCGCGCUGCUGGAAGGCUUCCUCCUGCUGUGCUGAGCAAGCGGCUCCUGCUGCCGGGAGGAGGCACUGGAGCUGUGCUGGCAGGGCUCUGCUCCCUGCAUGGCUGCAGCGCUUCCUCCACGCCAGGACCUUGCCAGGAGUGCUCCUGUCCAUAAGAGAUAGAAAUGUGUAGACACAAAGUGAAUCUCAUUGUAACAAAUUAGAGUCGGGUUUGCUUUAACGUGAUAGUUGUGUGUAGAGUUCAUUAGAAGUCUUAGAAAUUUGUUUCCAUGUGAGUGUUAGGAGUUGAAUUUCUUUGGGAUAAACUUGAGCCAAAUGUGGGGGCAGUGAUUGUGCUGGGGUUUUUACUCUGCUUCCCAAGGUUAUUGACAUUCUGGCUGCUUUAAAGCUCUCUCAGGGUGGCAUCUGACAACCUCUGGUCUACUGUAAAGUCUUAUAGUAUUUUUACACAACAGUCUUCACUGUCAAAAUGCUUUACAAACUUGAACUCUUGAUUUGGAAGGAAGAUCCCAGGAGACCCCUAUGGAAGAGCAGUGUUCCUCCCCUGGAAGAAGAACAGGCAGGCAGGGAUCAGACUGAGGGAUCAAUGACACCACUUGCUCAAAGCCACAAAGAGAAGCAGUGUCAUGCUUUAGUCAGUCGAUUCCUUCCUCAGUGUUUACACAGAAAUUUCUGAUAAUGUAGUCUGAGCUAACAUGGAGCCACUGUUUAUGCUGGCUUUUAGUUUUGUCUAAUGAAAAAAUCUUGAGAGCAGUGAGGAAUACUCGAUUACUCUCAGUUUCCUUCCAAAGAAACACAUUUGGUGCUUGGUCUGCAGCUGUUCAGCAGCUCAGCACAUCUCCUGUCCUUUCCUUUUGUGGUGGCUCUGCCUUGGCUCGAGCUGUGCAGCUGAAAGGGAGAUGCCACUGACCUGAAGUGUCACCACAGCUCGGUGUCAGGGGCACCACAGAGCCACCAGGGCAUUCCAACAACUGAGCUGAGCUUCCCCAGCUUUCUGCUGUAAUGUCUCAUUUCUUAGGAUGUGAAUUUUUGCUAUUAUUUUUUGGUUCUUUUUCUUCCAUUCCAUUUAUUUUUGUAACUAGGUGAUUAAAUAAAACUCACUGUUUUGUAUAA
Molecule: messenger RNA, 2138 nt
Organism: Agelaius phoeniceus (red-winged blackbird)
Lineage: Eukaryota; Metazoa; Chordata; Aves; Passeriformes; Icteridae
Gene: MED22
Product: mediator complex subunit 22
Biological process (GO): regulation of transcription by RNA polymerase II
Cellular component (GO): mediator complex
Molecular function (GO): transcription coregulator activity
Source: RefSeq, a predicted model, not a curated record